Sphaerodactylus townsendi is the source of this 3580-nucleotide messenger RNA. It is a transcript of the gene NCAPG, whose product is annotated as non-SMC condensin I complex subunit G. Gene Ontology annotation, biological process: mitotic chromosome condensation. NCBI's taxonomy places the organism in Eukaryota, Metazoa, Chordata, Lepidosauria, Squamata, Sphaerodactylidae. The record is from RefSeq and is a predicted model, not a curated record. Bases 135 to 3224 code for a protein of 1029 amino acids. Gene Ontology annotation, cellular component: cytoplasm; condensed chromosome; condensin complex. The transcript has 22 exons.
GCGCCGCUUGUCGGCGUGACGUUUUUUGAAGUCAAAGGCGGGAACCGAAAGGAGGGACGCGCAAAGGUGACGGAACCGCCGGACUGGUUUUUUUUUUUUCUUCUCCGCUCCUGGUCGGCGACGCUGACACAGCCAUGACAAGGACAGUCUCUAUUAAGGAGGCCUUUGAGCAAGCUCAAAAACCUCAUCAGAGUCAUGGAAAGCUAGUGACAUCUUUGAAGCAUGCCUACAAUAAGUUGCAGGACAAAACGCAUUUUCACGAGGAGUUUGUUCAUUACCUGAAGUAUGUCUUGAUCAUCUACAAACGAGAACCUUCCGUAGAACAAGUGAUCAACUUUGUGGCCAAGUUCGUGGUUUGCUUUUAUGAGCCUGAGAAAGAUGCCAAAGAGGAAGAAGAAGUGGAGAAUUCGCUUUUGAAUUAUUUGUUCAACUUUCUUGUGGAGUGUCACAACGCCAAUAGCAAAGCAGUUAGAUUUCGAGCGUGCCAACUUGUUAAUAAACUUCUGGGGAGCCUGCCGGAGAACGCUCAGAUUGAGGAUGAGCUGUUCGAUAAGAUCAACGGUGCCAUGCUAGUUCGAGUGAAGGACCGCAUUCCGAAUGUGAGAAUCCAGGCUGUGCUGGCCCUGUCCAGACUUCAAGAUCCAAAGGACAGUGACUGCCCAGUAGUGAAUGUUUACUGCAGCUUGAUUGAGAAUGACUCCAAUUCAGAAGUCAGGCGUGCUGUGUUGUCGUGCAUUGGUCCGUCAGCUAAAACGCUGUCAAAAAUUGUCGGCCGCACCAUGGAUGUCAAAGAAGCAGUCAGGAAAUUAGCUUACCAGGUUCUGGCAGAAAAGGUCCAUAUGAAAGCUUUGACGAUUGCUCAGAGGGUCAGAAUUCUGCAGCAAGGGCUUAAUGAUCGAUCAGAUUCCGUGAAGGAAGUGGUGCAGAAGCGGCUUCUUCAGGCCUGGCUACGUCUGGCCGAGGGGAAUGCCCUGGAGUUGCUUCAUCGGCUGGACGUGGAGAGUUGUCCCGAAGUGGGCGUUUCAGCCCUCGGCGCCAUGUUUUCACUGUCUCCGUGUAGUGACUUGAUUAAAAAAUUUUCGGAUCUUGAUGACAGGAAAGUGGUUCCAGUGGAGAAACUAACAGCUGAGAAUGCUUUAUUCUGGAGGGUUCUUUGUGAGUACCUAAAAUCCAAAGGAGAAGAUGGCGAAGAGUUUUUAGAGCACCUUCUGCCAGAACCCGCUGUAUACGCAGAUUAUGUGUUAAGCUAUCUUCAGAAUGUGCCAGUUCUCAGUCCAGAAGAGAAGGAAGACAUGACCUGCGUAGAACACCUGAUGACCAAAGAAUUUAUAGGUCGGCAGCUGAUCCUUAUGAUAGGCUGUAUGGACACCACUGAAGAAGGAGGAAGGAAAAGACUGUUGACUGUCUUGCAAGAAAUCCUGAUGAUCCCAACUUCCGCAGUGUCUCUUGUACCACCAGUUACGGAGAAGCUGCUCAGUAUUCUGAAAGAUGAUGAUAGAAGAAUACAGAUUGUUGCCGAAACCAUUUCGGAGGUUCGUGAAGCGCUCGUUACAGUCGACAAGCCUGUAGAUGCAGCUUCAGUAAGAAAGCAACAACUGAAGCUGGCUGAAAUAAAAGUGAAGCUGAUGGAAGCAAAAGAUGCCCUCGAGCAGAGCGUGGCUGUCCAGGACUUCAGCCAGGCCUCGUUGCUGAAACAGAGAAUCCUGGAGUUGGAAGGCACCAAAAGCGAGCUGUUAAGAGAGGCAGAGGAGCCUCAGACAAAAGAAAUAAGCGUGGAAAAGGACGAUCCCGAAACCCUGCUGAAAUGUCUGACCAUGUGCAACGAACUCCUUAAACAGCUCUCCCUUUCCAAAGGAUUAGGCCCAACGAUGGAUGGGAUCACCGAAUCUUUGGUGAUUCCAGGGAUUACUAAUGUCCAUCCAGCUGUAAGGAACAUGGCAGUGUUGUGCUUGGGCUGCUGCGGGCUGCAGAGCAAAAACUUCGCCAGCCAGCACCUCCCCUUGCUAUUGCAGGUACUUCAGAUUGAUGAAAUGAAGGUGAAGCUCAGCGCCUUAAAGGCCAUCUUUGACCAGCUGAUGAUAUUUGGAAUAGAGCCGUUCAAAGCAAAAAAAGGCGGGGAUUCUCAUGGCAGACGGGGGGAGGAGGGCGAAGACGGACCGUCUGCAGAGCUGGCGGAAGAAGAAGCGGAAGAAGAAGAAGAAACAGUCACCACCCACAACCUCCUUCAGCUUCUUUCAGGGUUCUUAGACAGUGAGUGUACUGAACUCAGGACCGAGUCUGCCGAAGGCCUGGCCAAGCUGAUGUUCUCCGGGCGACUGAUCAGUGCCAAACUCCUCUCUCACCUUAUUUUGUUGUGGUACAAUCCCGUGACUGAAGAAGACACUCACCUCCGGCACUGCUUGGGCGUUUUCUUCCCUUUAUUUGCCUAUUCAAACAGGGCCAACCAGGAAUGCUUUGAGGAAGCUUAUCUGCCGACACUGCGGAUCUUGUUCAACGCUCCGGCCUCCUCGCCUUUGUCCGAAGUAGAUGCGAGCAACGUUUCCGAGCUCUUCGUGGACUUGACGAGACCGAGCGGGCUGAAUCCAAGUGCCAAGGCUUCCCAGGGAUUCCAGGGUUUGUCGGUGCAUGAUAGCUUAGCCGUGAAAAUCUGCAAUGAAAUCGUAGAGGAUCCAAGUGCACCAGAUGUCCGCAUCUAUACCAAAGCUUUGAGCUCCUUGGAAUUAAAUCCAGACUUUUCCAAAGACCUCCUGAUUCUGCUUGACAAGAUUCUUGAGGUUGUGAAAGAUAAAACGUGUCUAAGAAUUAUCGAAAAAGUGAAGAGCAGGUUAAAUAAAGGCGCCCGUGUCAGCGGAGAAGCCUCUGAAACAACACAAGAGGUUGACUUGUCUCCAGGAACUCGAGACACGCAGCAAGAAAGCGACGGGUCAACGCUUAAUUCCAGUCGUCAAGAUGAAGGAAAAAAAGAAAUGGCCGAAGCUGGAGGGAGCUCAACCACAAAGCUGCGAUCGACAAGAAGCAAAGGUCUGAGGAAAGCAACAGCAGAAGCCAAGUCUGUGCCCAGAAGGAGAAACAGCAGAAGUGCCAGGUCCGAAAGUGGAGGGGAAGCCAGUGAGCAGCCGGCCCCACCGACAAAUCCAAGAUUGUCUCGCCGAGCGAAAACAGCAGCUCUGGAGAAAACCCGAAUGAAUCUGUCAAAGCUUCUGGACCAAGAAUCGGCUGAAUGACGAAUAGACCAAGGGAUGCCGCGGACCCAUUUUUAAAAAUGUCUGUGUAAACUAACAGUCAAACAAAAACCAUCGUAACUAACGUUCAGAAUGGACCAGCAGAAGCAGAGCACAAAAUGUGUACAAAAUAUGACCUGUUUUAAACCAGGAUUAUCUCCUGUAUUUGAAAAAAAAAAAACAUGUCCUUGAGCAGCUAUUUUUUAAAGUAUAGCGUAUCAUGUGGAUGUUUAUGAAAGCAACUGGUCUGAAAAAGACCACCCAGGUGAUACUUUAAAUGCAACUGAAUUCCAGCUGAGAGUGCAGGUGGAAACCCCUUGUCCUAUUCAUAUAAAAUAAAAUUCCCUUUUGAUUCUAAA